Molecule: messenger RNA, 1059 nt
Organism: Acanthocheilonema viteae
Lineage: Eukaryota; Metazoa; Nematoda; Chromadorea; Rhabditida; Onchocercidae
Source: the annotation of a GenBank genome assembly
AUGGGUACACAAAAUCGGGAACAAUCCUCAAAAACAUUACAGCGGAAAAAUGGAUUACCAUCAUCAUCAUCAUCAUCAUCAUCGUCAUCAUCAAUAUCAUCAAAGAUCCAGACAUUUCAAGAUGCUAUUUCACAUUUCAAAAAAAAUGACCGGGUUAAAACAUAUGAUAUGCAGGUACCACGACCUCUUACUGUAUCCUGGAAUUGUGAUGGUACUCGGCUUGCUGCAGGAGCGGAAAAAAGUGUGUCAGUGAUAACAUUUGAUUCAUCAUUUCGAGUCAAGACGAUUUUCCGUGGCUUUGGUCACAAUGAACAGGUUGAUCAGGUUGCUUUUCAUCCAUCAAAUCCAUAUUUGCUAGCUUCAGCUAGUGCAGACAAAUCUGUUCGAUUAUGGGAUAUUCGACAGGCACGAACACACACUAGGUUAAAUACUAAAGCGCAGAAUUUGAAUGUAGCCUGGUCACCGUGUGGUACAUAUUUAGCAUAUGGAGACAAGGAAGAUUCCUUAAGUAUCCUAGAUAGCCGAAAUUUGAAAACAAUCAAAGUUGAAUCGCUGAAAGAUGAAGUGAAUGAAUUUGCAUUUGAUCCAUCUGGGAAAUAUUUAUUUGUGGCAAUGGGAAGUGGACAAGUUUUAAAUUUUAGAACACCAGAUGUAACACAUCGACGAACAUUGCAAGCACAUCCUGCGCAAGCUACUUGCGUUUGCUUAGCUGUUUCACCGGAUGGUCAACGUUUUGCCGUUGGUGCAUCGGAUGCCGUAUGCUCGAUUUGGGAUGCUAAUGAAUUAAUCUGUGAGUCAAAUAUGGGAAGAUUGGAUUAUCCCUUACGUUCAAUCUCAUUCAGUGCGGAUAGUCAAAUGAUAGCCUGUGCAAGUGAAGAUCAUUUUAUUGAUAUUUGUUGGGCAGAAAACGGCGCAAGAGUGCAUGAACUUCGAGUAAAUGCUGAAACAUUUACAUGUGCUUGGCAUCCGAAUACUUAUCUGCUUGCUUACGCCUCAGCUCCAUCGCUAGAUAGUCGCGAUCGAGAAGUUACAGUUAAUAUUUUUGGAUUUACUAUGUGA